Messenger RNA from Hypomesus transpacificus, 2410 nucleotides. It is a transcript of the gene upf3b, whose product is annotated as UPF3B regulator of nonsense mediated mRNA decay. The record is from RefSeq and is a predicted model, not a curated record. NCBI's taxonomy places the organism in Eukaryota, Metazoa, Chordata, Actinopteri, Osmeriformes, Osmeridae. Gene Ontology annotation, molecular function: mRNA binding. Gene Ontology annotation, cellular component: cytoplasm; nucleolus. The transcript is spliced from 10 exons. Bases 144 to 1568 code for a protein of 474 amino acids. Gene Ontology annotation, biological process: nuclear-transcribed mRNA catabolic process, nonsense-mediated decay; positive regulation of translation.
GAGCCGAUACAAAAAAAGAAAACAGUUUUGUUGUUGACUGCUAGCUAGCUGGUUCAGGUAGCUGGCAAUUUGUAACUACAGCCAUAAAAGUUAUUGAGGUUGGAUUAAAAUCAAAACGAUUGCUAGCUGUCUAGCCAUCAAUUAUGAAAGAGGACAAGGAAAAUACUCGUCCAAGAGAGAAAAGGGUGGAAUUAAAAGUCGAAGAUGUGGAAAAAACAGAGAAGCCGAAGGAGAAAAAGGAGGCAAUGACGAAGAUUGUCAUUCGUCGCUUGCCGCCUAGUCUCACCAAGGAGGAACUGGAGGAGCAGUUACAGCCUCUUCCAGAAGUAGACUACCUUGAAUUUUUCUCCAGUGACACCAGCAUGUACCCACACCUGUUUGCAAGAGCUUACAUCAAUUUCAAGAAUCAGGAAGAUAUUGUUCUCUUCAGAGACCGCUUUGAUGGAUAUGUGUUCAUAGACAAUAGAGGCCAGGAAUAUCCAGCUAUUGUUGAAUUUGCACCUUUUCAAAAGAUCGCGAAAAAAAGGAGUAAGAAGAGGGAUGCUAAGAGUGGAACAAUAGAUGAAGAUCCUGAAUACAAGAAAUUCUUGGAGUAUUAUAAUGCAGAUGAUGAAAAGUUUACAUCUACCCCGGAGACUCUUCUUGAGGAAAUAGAAGCCAAAUCUAAGGAAUUAGUGGCCAAAAAAACAACACCUUUAUUGGACUUCCUAAAAAAUAAACAGCGAAUCAGGGAGGAGAAGAAAGAGGAGAGAAGAAGAAGAGAACUGGAGCGUAAGAGGUUGCGGGAUGAGGACCGUCGCAAAUGGAGGGAGGAGGACAGGAGGAAACGUAAAGAGGUGGAAAAGAUGAAGAAAGGUGACAAAUCUGUGGAGAAAGAGAAAGACCAGGCAAAAGAGGAACCAAAAAUUAAGCUCCUGAGAAAACCAGAUCGUGGAGAUGACUUUGAUUCUGAGAAACCUAAAGAGAAGGCAAAGAAGCCCGAGAAGGACAAGCCCAUGAGGGAUGACAGAGUUUCUGGGGGAGUCGACUUGAGGAAACGCCAAAACAAUGAAAACAGGGAAGACAAAGGACGCAAAGCCGACGACGAGGGCCGUAAAGACUUCCGGGAGCGGGAUGUAGACCGAGACAGGGAACGAGAGAGAGAACGGCGUCAGAAGGAGAAGGAACGGAUAAGAAGACAGGACGAGGACCGGAGAAGGAGGAGGGAACGGCACGAUGGGGAGAACACCUACAGGAAGAGAGAAGAGGAGGCGAAAAAGGAGAAAGACAGAGUCUGGGAGAAGAGAAAGGGCGAGCAUGCUGGAGACUCCAUCCAUGACAGAUCUGAAAGGUCAUCUAAAGAUAAUAGAAGGGAGGAGAAUGCUAAGAGGGACAGAUUAAGGAACAAGGAUCGACCUGCCAUUCAGCUGUACCAGCCAGGAGCUAGGAGCCGGAGGGGUGGUGGUGGAGGUGGAGGUGGAGGUGGAGGAGGAGGUGGUGGAGGAGGUGGUGGAGGAGGAGAGUCUCACAUUGUUGAAAGAAAGCCAGAACACGAGACCAAAAGACUCCAAGACAAAGGAGAUGAAUGAUGAGAUGAACCCAGGUAGCAUGAUCAGUCAGGUGAGGACAGGUCGAGGUUUGCUACGGUCAGAGCAUUCUGGGGACAGAAUAGUUGGAGUGCUCCUCAAGCAGAGCUCCAUCCAGCCACUGUCAAUCAGAGGCGUCCAUUUGUCAAUGGUUCCUCUAGUGCCUGAACGUGUCCCUCUUUAGAUUUGCUUAUGAAGAAAGACAGGAGAAAGCUUGCACCUCAUUCAUGUUUGCAAGACUAUGGCUACAUAGGGCAUAAGUUAAGCCAAAGCUUUCUAGGACCACAUUAACUCAAAGUGACCUUACCUCAGUAUUGGUACAUGGUAUGUAUAUUGGAUUGGCCCUCUACUGCAAGUCUUUCACACAUAACAUACUGUGUACACCUAAUUUUCAUUCAGCUGUAGGAGAACUACAUGCGCUGAAGUCAAUCAAAAGUUGUUUUGUUAUGGAUUCGAACCUAUGAAUUCCCUUUUGUUUUGACACACGAAAAAUCAUUAAUUACUUGUUCUGUUGUUUAAUCCAUACAGCGAUUCAGGAAGGUAGCCAUUUUUGACUAUACUGAACUGUGAGCCAUGCCUUGAUUUAAGCGAGCAUGCAACCUUCAGUGGGUGACCAACCCUGUGGCCUUCUUUCUAAAUUAAGAUGCACCUCACCUUUAUUAGUAAGCUAUGCUGCACUAAUAAAAACGAAAGCAGUAUGGGCAAACAAUGUUACCAAUUGUAUUAACAUAGCCACUCUCAUUUGAAAUAAACAUAUGUUAUUUAAGUGUAUGUUUCAUUUUGAAUUUCUGAAGCCUUGCAAAAAGAGAUUUGAGAGAUAUAAAUGGGCCAAUAAAAAAUGUUUU